Molecule: messenger RNA, 942 nt
Organism: Thermothielavioides terrestris NRRL 8126
Lineage: Eukaryota; Fungi; Ascomycota; Sordariomycetes; Sordariales; Chaetomiaceae
Exons: 3
Coding region: 406-789 (127 amino acids)
Source: RefSeq, a predicted model, not a curated record
CUGCUGUUGUUUGCUGCCCAGCCAGCUCAAGUUCCAGGUCCAACCGAAAAGUCCCAGCAGCUGUUGGCCCGAGCUCCCGGUCACCCGCACAAGGCAGCUUGCCUUCAGCCACUCCAAGGUUUUGGCGCGCUCCUAUUGCUUGCGGCUGCACAACGGCCUGACCAACUUUUUGGGGCGGCGGGACCCAAUCGCAGAUCACACCUAUCGCAAACACCAAUCCCUGCCUAUCUUGUCGUUCGUUGGCUGCACCUUGAUCACACACUGGUCCUCGAGAUCCCAUUUGCAUCGAGAUCUGCCACACCCUCAUUGUCUAGACCCCCAACAACGCGAUCUCAGGAACUGCAGCCGCGUGUCAUCUCGGGAUCUCCGUCUCUUGCUUGCAGUUUCCCAGGCUGCAGACGCAGGAUGGCAGACAACAAGCCAGCAGACCCAGCCAAGGACGGUCUGCAGCAAGAGGAAAAGCUUGAAGAGAUGCUCGACCGUUUGAACCAGGUGCAUGUUCAGCUACGGCAUCUUCGCUCAGCGCUUCAGCGCAUGUUGGCGCCCUUGACCACCAAACAGCCAUCGCCCCAGGCUGCCUUUGCCGCAUACAUGCAGUCCGUUGACAGAGCCAACAAGGAAGUCGCAAGCUUCCGGGAAGCUCUUGUUGGCCUCCACUCUGACGGGGUCUUCGCUCAGGCUGGUGCCAGCCAAAAGGCAAACCCCAAGGGCAUCAAGGCAUGGCGUGCCCGUGAUGACCCAGACUGGGCCGACCCAGAUCCGAAGGUUAAACGGUCUCGGAUCUCCUGAUAUGCAACCAUAGCUAUGUAGGCGAAGGACGGAGCAGAACUGGUUAUUUUGAUUAUCAGGAGUUCGGAGUCGGAACAAAGAGCAACUGUUUUGGGCAGGAUCAAGACAUAAGAGCGUUUUCUUUGAUAACUGAAUCGGCGGAACAACACUGUU